GCGCUUUAGUGUAGUGGAGCCUUUGAGAUAUUCAGUCAUGAUGAUUUGGGUCACGUUUGUAGCCUUGUUAGUUUCGUGCGCACUAGGGAACAGGACCGUGGAGCGGGUACCGUUCUUUCACGGGCAUGUAUUUGAGAACUCAUCUCCGGGCUCCCGGGUCAACGGACUGAGCGUCCCGUUAAAGCGACUCAACUCUCAGAGGCUGUGCAGUACCAAGGAGUCCGGCUCAGCGACAGCGUACUUUAAGCUCAUGGGAGACGGGAGCGAAAAUUUCCGUGUCUUUGCGCACCACAAACGCGGACAUAUUUUACUGAAGACUUAUGUGAUUCUGGACCGAGAGGAGCGGGCUGAAUACGCACUGGGUCUCGAGUUGUGUUGUGGGCAAUGCGCUGGACUCUCCUUGGAGGAGGAAGAGAAGUCUCCAGUGGUCGCUGAGGUGGCUUCCAUUAAGGUGGAUGUCCUCGAUACCAACGACCACCAGCCUACUUUCCCCGGUGCUGACGUUAAACUGAGCCUGGAUCAUGCAACUGCCCUCCGCACGGCGAUCUACACUGUAACCGCACGGGACGAUGACAGCGGCAAGAACGCGGAGCUCAUCUACUUCGCCGUGCCCAAAAACGGGAGUUUCUACGCGGUGCCCAAAACUGGCGACAUCCUGCUGGUGGACUCAAUCCUCGGUCUGGAUGAAGUAAUUAAGUUUGAAGUGUUUGCCCGCGACCGCGGUUGGCCACCUCGCACGAGUCAGGGUAUCGCAGUGGAGAUCAAUCCAAGGCAAUGCCCCGUGGCACCCUCGCUGAACUCCCAGCCGGGGAAAUGGAAACCUAAACCGCAAAGUGAUGUACUAGCGCGAAGGUCCAGGUCGGUGCUAGAAUCAGAGAGCCCCGUUUUCAUCAAUGUGUCAGAAGAUGCAGGAAUCGGUUCAGUGGUGAUGAACCUGAACUCGGUGAGGUUUCAGUCAGCUACGUUUGAGCUGGUAGAGCCCGAUGUGGAAAGCUCACCGAUUAGCGUGAGCCGGGACAGCGGGGACAUAGUCAUAUCACGGAGACUGGACAGAGAGACUGAGCCUCUGGUGGAGAUCACCGUCAAAGUUCAGGAGAAAAGAGGUCCAGAAUGGUACUUGCUCAGAGUCGAGUUGACCGUGACAGAUGUAAAUGACAAUGUCCCAGAAUGGGACAUGGUUCCUGCUCCCUUCCUCGCAGUGGUUUCUCCUGAUGCCCCUGCAGGCUCUCUGGUCUACAAGCUCCAUGCUCAGGACGGGGAUGAAGGCAGCAAUGGUGAAGUGGAGUAUUUUCUGUCUGAUGGUGGUGAUGGUCGUUUUGAAGUGGACAGGAAGAGUGGUCAGGUACGAACCACUGGCCUUCCCCUGCAGCAGGACAGGGAGUACUUGCUGACAGUAGUGGCUGGGCCCCUGGCCGGCGGCAGCCCUCCUGCCGUCAUUUCUGUAGUGGCUGGAUCCCGACCACCACAGUUCACAAACGCUUCCUUUACCAUUGCCAUACCUGAAAACACCCCCGAAGGACAGCCCUUCCUGGUCACACUUGCUGUGUCCUUCCAGAAGAAACCAAUCAGCUACAGCCUCCUCAUCAAUCCCAGCAGUCUCUUCUCCAUCUCAUCAGAGACUGGUGAAAUCAGUCUGACCCGCCCCAUUGACUACGAGAGUGACCAGCAUCGCUACCUGCUGUUGGUGCGAGCCAGUGAGGGCCUGGACAGCAUGAGCAGUGCAGCAGAGGUCCGAGUUAUUAUUGUCGAUGAAAACGAUUGUAUCCCAGAGUUCCUCCAGUCCAUUUACACCAAGGAUGGUGUACCAGAAACUGUGACGACAGCAACCUCCCUGCUGCAAGUGUCAGCCAAUGACUGCGACUCAGAAGAAAAUGCAGAAUUGACCUAUUACACCCUGAGUCAGGACUUCACCAUUUCCCUUCAUGGGACCAUCUUCCCUGUGGGGCCUCUGGACUAUGAAAGGCCCAACCAUCUGUAUGAGUUUGUUGUGAUGGCCAUUGAUAAGGGCGAGGUCCCUCGAACUGGUACAGCUACAGUACGGAUUCGAAUGGCUAACGUCAAUGAUGAGGCACCUGAGUUCUCCCAACAUAUAUAUCGAACAUUUGUCUCCGAGGAUGCGGGCCCCAACACACUUGUUGCCACAGUGCUGGCCAAGGACCCUGAUGGGGAUGGGAUCACGUAUAAGAUCACCACAGGAAAUGAGGAGGGCAACUUUGUCAUCGACAGCCAAAAAGGUUUGAUCCGUCUACGGUCCAGCCCACCUCCUCGCCUCCAGGGUGUUGAAUAUGUCCUCAACAUAACAGCAACGGAUGACAAUGCCUCAGGCGGACCUCAAGCUUUGUCAUCGACGGCUCAGGUCAUAGUGGGAGUGGAUGACGUGAAUAACAACAAGCCAGUCUUUGAGAAGUGUCAGCAGUACCGAGAGAGCACGGCGGUCCUGGAGAACCAGCCAGCGGGGACGUUCGUUCUACAGGCUCAUGCUGUGGAUGCUGACGAGGGCUCCAAUGGCAGGGUCACUUACGGCUUCAUGCACAAAGACUCCACUGUGCCGGCAUUCAGUAUACACCCAGACACUGGAGUAAUUGUGACAGCCAGGAAAUUUGACCGUGAACGCCAGCGGGAGUAUGCAGUGACAGUGACUGCCACUGACCAGGCAGCUGACCCACUGAUUGGCAUUUGUCAGCUCAACAUCUUCAUCCUGGACCAGAAUGACAACAGUCCCAAGUUUGAGAAUCUCCGUUAUGAGUACUUCCUUCGUGAGGAUACCAUGAUUGGAACUAGUUUCUUGCGAGUGGCAGCUCAUGAUGAUGACUUUGGCACCAAUGCAGCCAUCACGUACUCCAUGUCCAGUGAACAGCCGGAGUACCUCAGGGUCAACCCCCUGACAGGCUGGGUGUUUGUCAACCAGCCUAUCUCUCAGAGGACCUACAUCACCAGGGAAAUCGUGGCUACAGACGGGGGCAACAGGAACAGUUCAGUGGAGCUGGCCGUCACCAUCACCAAUGUGAAGAACCAGCCUCCACAGUGGGAGAAAGACAGCUACAGUGUGGUCAUACCAGAAAACACUGUCCGAGACACACCCAUUGUGACCAUCAAAGCUACCUCCCCUCUUGGGGAUCCCAGGGUGACUUACAACUUGGAGGAUGGCAUGGUCCCAGAAACCAACAUGCCAGUUCGCUUCUACUUAACCCCCAACAGAGAGGACGGUUCGGCCUCCAUCCUGGUAGCAGAGCCCCUGGACUAUGAGACCACCAGAAACUUCAUGCUGCGGGUUCGAGCUCAGAAUGUCGCUGCUGUACCACUGGCGGCCUUCACCACGGUUUAUGUCAAUGUCACAGAUGUAAAUGACAAUGUCCCAUUUUUCACUUCAUCAAUCUACGAGGCCUCUGUCACUGAAGGGGCAGAAUCGGGAACUUUGGUUUUGCAGGUUUCAGCCAACGACCUCGACUUGGGUCUCAAUGGCAAGAUUUCCUACUCCCUGUUGGAUGAUCGCAGUGGGGACCACCAGUUUUUCCGUAUUGACCCAGAGCUAGGAUUCAUCUACACUCAGACUGUGUUUGACCGUGAAACGAAAAGCUCCUACCUACUGGAGGUUCAGUCUGUGGAUGGCUGGGAGUCAGCAAGGCCUAGCAAACAUGGACAGCCCAACUCUGACACGGCAUAUGUUCGUGUUUUUAUCAGUGAUGUGAACGAUAACAAGCCAGCAUUUGCACAGGCAUCCUAUGAAGUUGAUGUGGAUGAGGAUGCUGACGUAGGCUUCGCCAUUCUCACCGUCAGUGCCAAUGAUGGGGAUGAAGGUGGAAAUGCUAAACUGCGCUACCAGAUCACAUCAGGAAACAUGGGAGGGGUGUUUGAUGUAGAACCAGAGGUGGGCACUAUCUUUAUCGCCCAGCCUCUGGACUAUGAACAGAACAAAAGGUACAAGCUUCAUGUCCUGGCUUCAGAUGGGAAGUGGGAAGAUUACACCUCAGUGACAGUAAACGUGGUUAACAAGAAUGACGAGGCUCCUGUGUUUACCGUUAACGAGUACUACGGCAGUGUAACAGAGGAGCUGGAUGGUUCACCAGUGUUUGUGUUACAGGUAACAGCAUCUGACCCAGAUAAGGAUGCUGACCAGGAGGCCCUGCGUUACUCUCUCCAUGGCCAGGGUGCAGAGAGCGAAUUCAUUAUUGAUGAGGUCACAGGCAAGAUCUACGCCCAGCGGACCCUGGACCGUGAGGAGCGCGCCGUGUGGCGUUUCGUUGUCCUGGCCACAGACGAGGGUGGCGAAGGUCUGACGGGCUUCACCGACGUCAUCAUCAAUGUGUGGGACAUCAAUGACAAUGCGCCCGUUUUCACCUGUGUCCCCAGUUGCCAUGGAGAUGUGGCGGAGAACUCAGCAGUGGGGACAUCUGUGAUGGAGAUGACAGCCACUGACCUGGAUGACUCAGCUGUUGGGCAGAACGCUGUGCUCUCUUACAGGAUUUUGGGUAGUUUAGAUGCUACUAACACUGAGAUAGGACGAGUCCCUACCUUCUCAGAAAUGUUCACUAUCAACCCCACCACAGGGACCAUCACUGUAGCCAUGGCUGGUCUGGACAGAGAGCAGGUUGAAUCCUACCUCUUGGUUGUGGAAGCCAGAGAUGGAGGAGGGAUGACAGGAACUGGAACUGCUACCAUUCAGAUCAAGGACAUGAAUGACCAUGCUCCAAGAUUCACUGAUCACUCCUGCCUGGCAAGGAUCUCUGAGAAUGCAGAGCCCAAUGCAGAGGUCUUGGAGCUUGCUGCAGAGGACAGAGACACAGGAGAAAAUGCCCUGCUGACCUUUAGUGUUGUAGCUGGAGACCAAGAACAGAAGUUCUACAUGGUGAGUCACAAACAGGAGCAGCGCGGCACCCUCAGGCUGAAGAAACGCCUGGAUUAUGAACGACACAGCGAGCAGAAGUUCAAUCUCACCCUGAAGGUUGAAGACCUGGACUUCUCCAGCCUUCUGCAUUGUGUGGUGGAAGUGGAAGACUAUAACGACCAUGCUCCUGUCUUCAUCCCACAUUUCCUGUCUCUCGCCCCACUGCCUGAGGACAUCAGUGUGGGAACCAGUGUGGCACAUUUAGUGGCCAGUGACUCUGACUCAGGCCAGAACCGUGACAUCACCUACAGCUUAUUAGAGGACUCAGAUCCUGAGGGGCUGUUCACCAUUGACCAGUCUGGUGUACUCUCUGUGGCCCGGCCCCUGGAUCGGGAAAGGAUGCCCCAGCAUCACUUGGUUGUUGUAGCAACUGAUCAUGGGGUUCCACCUCUAACAGGCAGUGCCACAGUCCAGUUGCCUCUGUUGGAUGUGAAUGAUAACGGACCAGAGUUUGAGGUGGCAUACUCCCCAAUAAUCUUUGAGAAUGUGGAUGGACCUCAGGUAGUGAAGCUGAACCAAACAUCGACCAUCCUCCGAGCUGUGGACCAGGACUCUCCUGAGAAUGGCCCACCCUUUCACUUCACUCUCCCCUCAGACUAUCGCCACAGCAAUGAUUUCUACCUCCAGGACAACCUAAAUGGCACAGCGACACUGACAGCCUUAAGGACUUUUGACCGUGAGCGCCAGAAAGAGUUCCUUAUUCCUAUUAUUAUGAGCGACAGCGGCCAUCCAGCCAAAACAGUGACUAGCACUCUGACAGUGACCAUCGGUGACCGAAAUGACCACGCACAUGUGGCAGGGGAGAAGAAAAUCUUUAUUAAUAGUCACAGAGGUCGUAUGCCAACCACAGUGCUUGGAAAGGUAUACUCUCCUGACCCUGAUGACUGGGACAACAAGACGUAUGUCUUUGAAGGACACAUGCCAAGUUACUUCAUCCUGAACAAGCGAACAGGUUUCCUGAUCAUCAAGGAGAAUGCUCCACCUGGCACCUAUCAAUUCCAGGUUCGUGUUUCUGAUGAGGUUUGGCCAGAUGCUAUUUCCACUGUCACUGUGCAUGUGAGGGAGCUGCGAGACGAGGCCAUCUACAACUCGGGGUCCCUUCGCCUGGUGGACAUCACAGCAAAGGAGUUCAUUGAACUGAGAGGGAAACAGCGGAGCCGCUAUGAGCUGCUGGUGGAUUUCCUGUCUGAGAUGCUUUCCAUUCCACCUGAUGAUGUCAACAUCUUUAGCCUAAUAGAUGUGAGAGAGCGAAUGCUGGAUGUUCGCUUUGCUGUGCAUGGUGGCCCCUCCUUCCUUCAGCCAGAGAAAAUGCAUGGUUAUCUGGCAGCCCACAAACAAAAGCUCCAGUCCUUCAUGCAGGUGAACGUUUUUCAAGUCCGAGUAGACGGGUGUCCCAGUUCAGACUGUUCCAGGGCCGGUGGCUGCACCAGCGCUUUGAAUGUGCGAGACACACCCACGGUGGUGGACUGUGGGACUAUGAGUCUUGUAUCUGUGACGGUGGAAUCCACAGCUGUGUGCUUUUGCUCAGGUAGAGAGCAGUCCCAUCAGCCCUGUGCUGCAUAUCCCAGAAAUCCCUGCUUCAAUGGUGGAGUAUGCGUGGACACUCAGCAUGGCUACAGGUGCCAAUGCCCAGCUCAGUUCGAAGGCCCUGAGUGCCAGCAGAACAAGCACAGUUUCCAUGGCAACGGUUAUGCCUGGUUUCCUCCCAUGAUGCCUUGCUUUGAGAGCCAUGUGUCGCUAGAGUUCAUCACGGACGUGGUGGAUGGAUUGUUGCUGUACAGUGGCCCCUUAACCCAGCUGCAGGCCUGGGACCACGAGGACUUCAUGGCUAUAGAGCUAAUAGAUGGGACCCCCACCUUGAAAAUCAACCAUGGCUCUGGCACAGUGGUGCUACAGUUGCCAGGCAACGUGAAUGUGGCCGACAGACGGUGGCAUCGGCUGGAUGUCCGCAGCAACAGCAAGGAAGUACGUUUCACCCUGGAUCGCUGUUCUGGGGCAGCAGUGAUGGAAAUGGAGGGUCUGGGCAGCUGGUUGACCACAGAGGACCACUCUUCCUGUGAAGUGACAGGCCUUACACCUAACACUGACAGACACCUGAACAUGAGCCAGGUUCUCCAGCUCGGUGGUGUGAACGAGGACAUACCCUACAUCUACCCUCAGCUUCAGCACAAACACUUCACCGGCUGCAUCCGCAACCUCAUCGUGGACAGCAAGCUGUAUGAUUUGGGCUCCCCAGCCGACUCGCAGUCCAGCUCUCCGGGCUGUCUGGCCACAGACAGCAGCUGUGUCAAUAUGGGUUAUCCGUCCUGUGGCCACCGGGGCCACUGUCAUGGUGAGUGGGGCUCCUUCAGGUGCCAGUGUGUGCCGGGAUUCACAGGACCUCAGUGUGAAGAAGAGGUUCCAGAGUAUUCCUUUGAUGGGCACAGUCACGUGCACUACCAGUUAGCUUCCCCACUGCAAGCUCGGAGGACAUGGGUUCAAGUCCUGGUGCGAACCCGCAAACACAGCAGCACCAUCCUUAGUCUCAUCUCAAAGGAGCAGAGUGAAUACCUACGACUAGAGGUCUUCCAAGGCCUCCUCUGCAUUUUCUACAACCUUGGUGAUGGGGAUUACAACCUAACCCUGCCCACCUAUCGCCUCGACAAUGGUGAAUGGCAUGAGGUAUUCCUAGAUCGGCAUGACAAUGAGAUGAUACUACGACUGGAUGGUGGCGGGGGGCAACGGGAGGUCACAGGAUCACGUGGCCGAAGCCGAGAAAUCAUAAUUGAUCCCACUGCGGUGAUGCUGGGAAACACCUUCCCUUCUGGAAUUAACAAGAGCUUCCAGGGCUGCAUGAGGGACCUACGCCUCAAUGGCCGCUAUAUGCCUCUGGACAGCCAGCCACGAGAUGGUGUUUCCCAAGUCAGCACACAAGGCCUCUCCCUUGGGUGCUCAUCUGACUCCUGCAAAAGGAACCAGUGUAGCCCUCCCUUCACCUGUGUUGACUUGUGGAGAGUACAUGAAUGCAGAUGUCCUCCUGGCCACAUGGUCCGUGUGAAUGGGCCCAGAAAGUCCUGUGUGUACACUCUCUGUGCUACGCGGCCUUGUCACCGGGGGACCUGUGUGGCCCAGUCACCCUCCAAAUUCACCUGCCACUGCCCGGAGGGUUACAGAGGACGCCACUGUGAGACAACACUGGCCAUAUACAGAGAGGAUGUGGGCCUGAGCUUCAGCUCUGUCUUCGCAAUCUGUAUCUGCUUCAUGGCCUUACUAGUGCUGCUGUUGGGCAUCUUCCUCUACACUCGCUGGAGGAGCUACAAAGGGCUAAAGGAGGGCGUUUACCACGUCUCAGCCCACCAUGAAGGGUGGGAGGACAUCCGCGAGAACGUCCUCAACUAUGAUGAGGAGGGAGGCGGGGAGGAGGACCAGAAUGCCUAUGACAUGGCAGAACUGCAGAAGUCCCUCCAGCCAAGUCCGGCCCAGUCGGUCCAGUACUGCCGCUCCAGGGCCCUGCACCACCCUCCUCCUCCUCCUCCCCCUCACCACCACCAUCAUCACUUGCUCCAUCAGGCGACCCCCACCUCGCCCUCCACCACACAGACACUGGACUCCCUUAGCCAGACAGCCAGCUCCAUCACCCUGCCUCCCUCAGCAUCUUCCACUGCCACCACCACUACCAGCCUCCGCAGGGACGUCCCACCCACCAGACUCCCAGCCCAGGGCCAGGCCCGACCCUCCCAGUUAGUGCGCCGCUCCUUGUCCUUCUCCAGCCAGGACCUUGCCCGCUACCUGUGUGAAAUAAUUCGCGAUGCCGACCAGCAUCCAGACACGGGGCCUUUCGACUCCCUACAGGUCUUCUCCACCGAGGGUGGAGGCUCACCUGCUGGGUCCCUCAGUUCCUUCAGCUCGGCAGGGCUGGAAGGGGGGAGUGGUGGAGAUGGGGCAGAGGGAGGGGAGGGGAGGAGGGAGGAGACGCUCGGAGAGUGGGGGACUCGCUUUGAGAAGAGCAAGCCGAGGCCAGCGACCUCUGAGUUCAGACACACAGACCAAAACUGA
This is a messenger RNA of Monopterus albus (swamp eel), 8920 nucleotides long. Its product is annotated as neural-cadherin. The transcript has 37 exons. The record is from RefSeq and is a predicted model, not a curated record. Gene Ontology annotation, molecular function: calcium ion binding; beta-catenin binding; cadherin binding. NCBI's taxonomy places the organism in Eukaryota, Metazoa, Chordata, Actinopteri, Synbranchiformes, Synbranchidae. Gene Ontology annotation, cellular component: plasma membrane; catenin complex; adherens junction. Gene Ontology annotation, biological process: adherens junction organization; homophilic cell-cell adhesion; cell migration. Bases 38 to 8920 code for a protein of 2960 amino acids.